Mollisia scopiformis is the source of this 1158-nucleotide messenger RNA. RefSeq lists its product as uncharacterized. The record is from RefSeq and is a predicted model, not a curated record. Lineage: Eukaryota; Fungi; Ascomycota; Leotiomycetes; Helotiales; Mollisiaceae. The transcript has 2 exons. The coding region runs from base 1 to 1158 and encodes 385 amino acids.
AUGCAGCAGAGGAAGAGGCCUGGAAGACCCAAACCCCAUUGGCCGAAGAGCGAUUCUGCAUUAUCACUCUUCGACGAACUGUUCCCGGAGGAGAUGCUCGCAAAGUCCUCAGAGCAAACAUUAGCAGAGCAGAGACUGGACAAGUUGCCUGCUUUCAAUUGGACUCCUGACAUCAAUGUUGGCGACUAUCCGGAGGAAAAAAUCGAUACUUAUAACCAGAUCCCUCAACCAGACCCUCUCAACCCCGCUACCCUUCCAACGGAGUACACACCAGUUACAAAUAUCUCUCAAUUACGAGAGGGGAUGCGGCAGACUAUGUUAGAGGAUGAGCAGAGCCCGAAAGGGCCCAGUGUGUUAGUGUUGAACGCCUGUAGCAAAAACCUUGAGGAAAGCGACUUCUUCAGGAUCAGUCCUAAAGGAGAGCAUAUCGAGGGUUGGAAGAGUGGCCUGCUGAAAGUUAUACCCAGUCGAGACAACAAAAGCUUCGAACCAUUGGGCAGCUAUUUCCUCCUCUUCAGCAGCGAUGCCGCAGCCAGAGCCUACCUCGACCAAACCAUGCGGCUCCACACUUUAACCAGACUCGAGCAAACCCAGAAACAAGCUCGUUUCCCAUUGCCACCAGGAUAUCUGAAAGAAGAGGAGAACGUGCAAAGUUUGCUCAAGAGCUUCUCACUCGUCCCAGGAUUUGUCAAAUUAUCCAUGAGGAUGCUGUCUCGACCGUACAGCACCCGUGUACAAACAUUGAUCAAUGAAGGAGGGCCAGUAGCUGUGGCGAGCAAGGAGGCUAAAGCACAGCACAUGGUGUUGUUCACGACUGACCGUUCACACAUUACGCAUGGAGAUGUUGCGGAUGCCUUGAGGCAGGAUGGGAAGCGUCGCAACAUGCAUUGGAACUUAGCUGGGGAUAGACGAACCUCGAUUAUUCGAAUUCAGAAUAAGGCUCGGGAGGAAGGCGACAAUUCAGUUACUCAGAAAAGGGGUAAACUUGGAGGACGUCGUACCUACGACGGCCCUGGGCGGUUUAUAAUAACCUUCAAGGACUCACAUGAAGCUCGGAGAUUUGUGAGGGAAUGGCAUUGUCGUCCGUUACAUAUACAACAGGAUAUAAGAGCAGAGGACGAGCCACCACCUAUCGUUAAUGCAGAAAUAUUAUGGUAA